Molecule: messenger RNA, 3992 nt
Organism: Ceratina calcarata
Lineage: Eukaryota; Metazoa; Arthropoda; Insecta; Hymenoptera; Apidae
Product: putative phosphorylase b kinase regulatory subunit beta
Exons: 20
Coding region: 574-3927 (1117 amino acids)
Biological process (GO): glycogen metabolic process
Cellular component (GO): phosphorylase kinase complex
Molecular function (GO): calmodulin binding
Source: RefSeq, a predicted model, not a curated record
UAUGCCCAUGUUCGCGAUCAAUCUUUUUUUCUUUAACUUAUUUUAAUCAUACUGAGGCUCGAUGCUUGAGCAAUCCAUUUCAUCUAAUCGCGCGGAUUAAUUAAAAUCAGACGAAUCGCGAAAAGUACAAUAGAAAACAUAAUUGCGAAAGUGGAGACUUUCCUGCAGCUGCUUUGUGAAAGUUCGCAGCACGUAUUACAGUGCCCCAGUUAAAAUGAGAUUCCUUCCAUGUCUAUUUAUACGUCCGCAAAUAAGAUAGCUGAUCAUUUUUGCGUGCCAAUUAUACGCAGAUGAUUGGUUUGUAUGUAUGUAUGUAUGUAUGUACAUCACAUGAAAGGAAUCACUUGAAAGGAAUGCCGCCAAGGCUGACACGCGUAACACGCAUAUAAGUAAUAAACGCAUAUUCUGCUGCUACGUACUACGUACACUACACAUAUGUACCAUGUCGAUGUCAUGAUAUACCGGUGAAACCGUUUAAUUAUUUCUGUUACAAACUUCAACAUACAAUUGUCACAUGUUACUCGGUGUGUAACACAAUCUUAGAAGAAACAAAAAUACUCGUCUGUAUUGUGCAUGCGAUUACACGUGAUUUCGAAUAAGAUGACGUCUCGUGUGACGGCAGCAGCAACACCUCUGAUGAGCAGAAGGACUCCUCCGAUCAGAAGUAAUGUACGUCAUGGCAGUGUUAUCGACUUGGAUAUUGACAUGUUUUUAAAAAUCUCAAAUUAUGAGGAUACCGUGAGACAGCUUGAUAUCUCUUAUGGGAUUGUUAAAAGACAAUUGUUACGCUAUCAGAGUUGUAUAACAGGUCUUUUCCCUCAAAUUUCAAAUGACAAAGUAGUCGGAAGUGUCAGAGAAAGUAUCUACUGUGCAGCUGCUGUAUGGAGUUUGUAUCAAGCGUAUAGACGCAUAGACGACGACCGUGGGAAGUCUUACGAACUCGGACAGUCUGCUGUGAAAUGUAUGCGUGGAAUUCUAGAAUGUUGGGUGAAGCAGUCUCCCCGAAUAGAAUUAUUCAAACGUAAUCAAUGUAAUCGGUUUGCAUUGCACUGUAAAUUCCAUUUAGACACUGGCGAUGAAAUUUUUAAAGAUGCCGAUUACAAUCAUUUACAAAUCGAUAUCGUCUCCCUGUAUUUAAUAUUUUUGGUGCAAAUGAUAUCCUCGGGACUGCAAAUUAUAUACACUCAAGAUGAAGUAGCGUUCAUACAAAAUCUCGUAUAUUAUGUGGAGAGAGCGUAUCGGACGCCGGAUUACGGAAUGUGGGAACGCGGUAAUAGAUAUAACGACGGUACACCCGAGAUACACGCAAGUUCAAUCGGUAUAGCUAAAAGCGCACUGGAAGCUAUCAACGGAUGUAAUUUAUUUGGAGAAAAGGGUGCUUCCUGGUCAGUCAUAUAUGUCGACAUCGACGCGCACAAUCGAAAUCGAAGUAUCUUUGAAACGAUGCUUCCCAGAGAAUCAAGCUCCAAGAGCGUGGAUGCUGCUCUACUGCCUACGAUAUCUUUCCCGGCGUUCGCUACUCACGAAGAAGUAUUGUACAACGAGACGAAGACGAGUAUAAUUCGACGGUUAAGAGGCAAUUACGGGUUCAAGAGAUUCGGCAGGGAUGGAUAUAAGACAGUUUUAGAGAGCAAAGAUCGGCGCUACUACAAAUCCGGUGAACUCAAGGAAUUCGAUAACGUCGAAUGCGAGUGGCCUUUAUUUUAUAUCUUCAUGAUCAUCGACGGUGUUUUCAAAACUUUGCCGGAGCAAGUAGAAGAAUAUCAGACUCUGUUAAAAGAACGAAUGUACAAGGAUAGUAACGGAGAUCCUGUGGUACCCAUGUACUAUUAUGUGCCCGAGGACAGUUUGGACGCAGAAAGGAACGAGCCCGGUAGUAUGCAUAGGCUACCAAGCAACGAAGGUAGAGGCCAGAAAAUGACGGAUACGGAACCUGGACCCAUAUAUUUGUGGAAUCAAGCCAUGUUCGUAAUUGCUCAAUUACUGACCGCUGGCCUACUGCAUAUCAACGAACUAGAUCCAAUCAGACGUUAUCUACCCUCGUACAACAGGCCGAGAAGAGCUGGAAGGUAUUCAGCAUUUCAGGCUAAACCGAGUAUUGGUACUCAUACCGAUCUUGUAGUACAAAUCGUUCUUAUCGCUGAAUCUAUGAGAUUGCAAGCUAUGAUGGCAACGUACGGUAUACAAACGCAAACGCCUCACGAAGUAGAACCUGUGCAAAUAUUGUCGUCCAGGCAAUUGGUAAAAGUUUAUGAGAAGUUGGGAGUGAAUCAUAAGCUGAAUCUACAAGGCCGGCCGUCCAGACCUAUCGGUUCUUUGGGUACGAGCAAGGUUUACAGAGUGUGCGGUAUGACGGUGCUCUGUUAUCCUUUGAUAUUCGAAGUGUCAGAGUUUUACUUGUAUAGAGACAUGGCUCUGUUGAUCGAUGAUAUUAAAACUGAACUUCAGUUCGUAGGCAAAUAUUGGCGACUUUCGGGUCGACCUACCGUCUGUCUCUUAAUUCGCGAGGAGCAUAUGAGGGAUCCACAAUUUAAAGAGAUGCUCGAUCUGUUCGCCAUGUUGAAGAAAGGAUACUGCGAUAAAACAAAAGUACGAAUAGGACGAUUACAGAAUCUUAUCUCGUCGUCGUGCAUUGAACAUUUGGAUUUUAUAAGUACCGUAGAAACGGAUCUUGAACUCACUCAAUUCAAGCAACUGGAACACGAUUACAUCGGAUACCAAAGUCUAACAGAUGUUCCCAAGGCUUUGACUUAUUCAGAGGAUAUCAAAGAUUACUCGUAUUAUAUGAACGAGCCCUUGUACAAUGUACUCGACGAAAUUCGUAAUAACAGGAGUCUUUACAGUUUGUGCCAGCUUUAUGGUAUUCUCUUGAAACGCGAAAGUAUCAACUAUGAAAUUAAUGGAACAACAGUCGGAGAUCAUUUAAGAUCAUUGUAUCAACAAGCCGGCAGCCUCAGAUACUGGAUGGUUGUCCGUUAUUGCAGCAGUUUACUGAAUCACACUGUUGACAGUAUAAGUCCUUUUAUAACAGGCGUACUCGUUAAACGGAAACAGAUAACGGUCGGAGUGAUAUGUCAUGAAGAAACAGUGUUUGAUAAACCAAUGACACCUACAGAAAUUCAAUCGGUCAUGUAUUCUACGAUUCAACCGCACAACGUGGUGCAGGCAGUACUUCAGCAGGAAGUUUUAUUGUACUGUGGUAGGCUGAUCGGAGCACAUCCAGAAAUGUUUAAAGGGAUACUCAAAAUUCGUAUUGGAUGGGUGUUGGAAGCUAUAAAGCAUUACUUGGAAAUGUUCGUCCAGAAGAAUCCAAAACCCAUCGAGGAUUAUAGUCCAUUCGAGAUUCGGCGAUUUCUCAUCAAAGUAUUAACUGUGAAAGAUUGGGCCAAAGAUGAAAAGCUUACAGUUUUAGGACGCAGGAAAAUCGAAGGUUGCCUGUGCAGAGUCCCUGCCCAUUUCUAUAAUCACGUAUGGGAAGUACUGAUGCGUUGUCCUGGCGGCAUCAGCGUCAGCGGUCAACAAUUACCGCAACAACCUACUUUGUCCAACAUGACUCGUUCAGAAAUUACGUUCGCUUUACUCGUGGAAUCUUUGCUUCAUCAUAUACAGGUGCCGGAAUAUCGGCAAAUCAUUGUCGAGCUGCUGACCAUAGUGUCGACGAUUUUACUACGAAAUCCCGAGUUGAGCUUCCAGAAACAACUGAAUCUGAAUCACCUUGUCGAAGACAGUUUCCAGAUGUAUUGCAAGGACCACGACUUGGAACGAACCACUACUGAUCAAACGGUAUUUUUCUCCGCUCACUAUUCGAUAACGACGGGAUAUCUCGCCAGAGCCAUCGUCAAUAACGUCCUCACAGGUGGAAGUUUUGCGACCAUCAACGACAUUACUAAUACGAUCGAAACCAAAGAAACUUGUAAAAUAACAUAAAAAAGAAAAGUAGUCGAGUAGUCGUGUUGUUGUUGCUGUUUGUAAAAUAGAAUACUUGUUCGUGA